This is a messenger RNA of Melanotaenia boesemani (Boeseman's rainbowfish), 1478 nucleotides long. RefSeq names its product lymphocyte antigen 75-like. Lineage: Eukaryota; Metazoa; Chordata; Actinopteri; Atheriniformes; Melanotaeniidae. The coding region runs from base 1 to 957 and encodes 318 amino acids. The record is from RefSeq and is a predicted model, not a curated record. The transcript is spliced from 5 exons.
AUGGAAAUGAUGGUGAACCUAAUUCUACUUGCAGGACUGUGCUCUUUCUCUUUGUGCACUUCCCAAAACCAAUUCAUCUUUUUCCCAACUCCAAAAAACUGGACUGAGGCUCAGACCUACUGCAGAGAGAACUGUAUUGACCUGGCAACCACCAAUGACAUGGAUGAGUUAAAUGAUAUUCUACAAAUUGUUGAGGGCAAGUACGAUGAUGCUCUGUGGUUCGGGCUUAAGGAAGGGACGACCAGGAGUUGGCACUGGUCUUUGACAGGCACAAAAUUCUACAAGAAGGGAGAAGAAGAUUAUUUGCAGUGGAGCGUUAAUCCCGUUAAUAACUGUGGGUCUAUCUAUCAAGGACAACUGUCUGCACUUCCUUGUUCGAAUCUCCUACCUUCAGUUUGCUUUGAUGUAACAGCAAAAGGUAAAGAUCAACACAUUCUCAUUCAAGAACCAAUGAGCUGGACUGGUGCUCAGAACUACUGCAGAACCAACCACACAGACCUGACCAGUGUGAGGAACUAUGCAGAGCUCGGUGUCAUCCAGGGCCUAGCUGUUGGCCAGCGGGUGUGGAUUGGUUACUUCGGUGAUACCUGGGAGUGGUCAGACCAGACGGCUUCCUCACUGAGGUUCUGGCCACCAAACCAGAGUGUUUGGAGUGUAUAUACUGACAGCUGUGGGGCUUUUCUACUGGCUGAAUCUGGAAGAUGGGGAGGACGUAACUGUUCUGAAACACACCCGUUUGUCUGUUCCUGCAAUGCUACAGAAACCAAACAGAGGCUGAUAAAAGUGAGGAUCAGUCCAAAGGACUCAACGUUGGAUCUAAAUGAUCCUGCAGUGCUAAACAGCAUCUUGGAGCAAAUGAUGCUGAAGCUGAACAAAGAUGGGAUGAGUGAUGAGAAGCUACAAUGGAAAACACAGCCUGAUGGAAGGGUUUUUAUCAAGGAGACUCCCUUAAAAUAACACUGACAUUUAGCCAGUACUGAGCUUGAAGAUGUAAAAAAAAAAUGAUAACUAAAUCUAAUCUAAUAAAAUUGUGAUUGUUAUCAGUAGUAGUGUAGUAGUGUUAUUAGUAGAGCCUUUUAUCCAAAACAGCUUAUAAAUGAGGACCAAUAUUUAAGCUUUAACAAUGCAAGAAACUCUAGUGGAAGCAUGAAGCACUAAAUCUAAACCUUAUUCAGUCAUGAUUUGUUUUUUAUUUUCUUUGCAUGUGUGAAUAUCUGUUGUUAGUCAGGAAAACAUAAAAAAUGUAUAGAUUCUCGCAGGUUUUCAGGAAAUGACAUUUUAUUAUAUUCUAAAGCAAAGUUCAGACAAUAAGAUUUUCUGUGUCUUUAGACUAUGAUUACAGGACGAUAAAAUUUCAGCAGCUCCUGGUGAUUCAGUUAGUUUCCUCCACCUGAGAACUAGUUGUUUGUCUUCAUGUUGUCUCUGUUACAAGGCUGUUAUGAUUUUGAUCUUGUGUCAAACUCUGGUUUAAAAUCUUG